Molecule: messenger RNA, 1442 nt
Organism: Tachysurus vachellii
Lineage: Eukaryota; Metazoa; Chordata; Actinopteri; Siluriformes; Bagridae
Gene: eif4ea
Product: eukaryotic translation initiation factor 4ea
Exons: 8
Coding region: 95-745 (216 amino acids)
Biological process (GO): translational initiation
Cellular component (GO): cytoplasm; eukaryotic translation initiation factor 4F complex
Molecular function (GO): translation initiation factor activity; RNA 7-methylguanosine cap binding
Source: RefSeq, a predicted model, not a curated record
GACACACACACUCACAGAGACACACACACACUCACAGAGACAGAGACACACACACACACACACACACACACACACACCACAUCAGUGUCAGAAGAUGGCGACUGCAGAACCGGAAGUGACCCAGAUUACAUCGAAUACAGAAGAAGAGCAGAACGAAGCUGCUGGCCAAGAAAUUGUAAAUCCUGAGGAUUACAUUAAACAUCCACUACAGAACAGAUGGGCUCUAUGGUUCUUUAAGAAUGACAAAAGCAAAACCUGGCAAGCGAACCUGCGACUUAUCUCAAAGUUUGACACAGUCGAAGACUUUUGGGCACUUUACAAUCACAUCCAGCUCUCGAGUAACUUAAUGUCUGGAUGUGAUUACUCACUUUUUAAGGACGGAAUCGAGCCCAUGUGGGAGGAUGAGAGGAAUAAACGUGGUGGACGCUGGCUCAUCACUCUGACCAAACAGCAGCGCAGAGCAGAUUUGGAUCGCUUCUGGCUCGAGACGCUCUUGUGUCUGGUGGGCGAAGCUUUUGACGAUCACAGCGAUGACGUGUGUGGCGCCGUCGUCAACAUUCGAACGAAAGGAGACAAAAUCGCAAUAUGGACGACGGACUACGAGAACAAAGACGCAAUCGUACACAUAGGGCGUGUGUAUAAGGAAAGGUUAGGCGUUCCACCUAAAGUCAUCAUCGGAUACCAGUCACAUGCAGAUACGGCCACGAAGAGCGGCUCCACCACCAAGAACAAGUUUGUUGUCUGAAAACUGCAGCAAUCCUGUUUAAGAAAAAAAAACCCAAACAAAAUAAAUUUUCAUCUUAACAGCCGACUCGACGAAAUCGGAGCGUUCUUGUUUCCAGGACGAUGUGGAAAAAUCUUCGGACAUUUAUUGAGACUAUAAAAGCGGUGUACAUCUUGUACACCUGUACGGUGUAUAAACACCAGACCAUGUGAUUGUUUUUGUUUUUUUAUAUUUUCCCUUCUUUUUUUUAUUUUUUAUUUUAUUUUAUUUUCAAUGUCAUUAUUCCGUACUAUUAAUUACGAACCGAGACUUAAUCUCAUCGUGUUGUGUUAUUUUGAGUGUUCAAUUAAAAAAAAGUGUUAAUUUUUAAAAACACGUUACAUUUAAGGCUCUUUUGAAUACUACACUUUCAAGCUAAUUUAUUUCUGUGUUGUUUUUCUUCUCAUUUACAUUUUAGUUAAUUUUAGAGUGAUUAUAAUUUCGAUGAUGUGUUAAGACACAUUGAGGGUUUUUUUGUUUACUUUCUUUAGUGUUGUACAUCUCUGAUUUUUUUUGUUGUUUUUGUUGUAUGUUUUUUCAUUUAAUGAUAAAUGAUUAUAAAGAGUUUGAGAGUUCAGACAGCUCCUGAUUCAAAGAUUUACAGAUAAAAGAAAAGAAAAAUGAUUAUGAGGAUCGUUUGAGACGAGUGUAAAUAAAUUUGUACAGUGAAUUGUCUUAA